AUGCCUCCUAAGGUGGACGUAUCAAUACUAAUUGCGAAAAGAGAUAGUACAAUAGUCGCACUGUACGAACUUUUAGAAGAAUUUCAAGUGCUUUACAAAGUUCUGCCCGUAUUAAGUACGCUUGAAAAUGUUUACAGAGAAAUGGAAAUUAAGUACAGAAGUGUUAAAAACAGCAAGAGACAAUUAUGGAUAGGCUAAUUGAGACGGGAUCUACAGAAGAACAACUUAAGGCUAAUCAGGUCGGAGAUAAAGUUAGAGGCGAUUUUCUAAAAUACAGCGAAAUUUUUGCCACUUAUCAAAAAGCGUGCAACUCCCAAGAACCACCGCUUAAGCACGAUCCGCUCGAAGCUAUGACUACAGCAGUAACCAAAAUGGCAGACGUUUUAGGUUCGCAAAAGACCGCUAGUCACGGACUUGAGAAGUUAUCAGUGCCAACAUGA
Messenger RNA from Porites lobata, 440 nucleotides. The record is from the annotation of a GenBank genome assembly. NCBI's taxonomy places the organism in Eukaryota, Metazoa, Cnidaria, Anthozoa, Scleractinia, Poritidae.